Molecule: messenger RNA, 2476 nt
Organism: Microdochium trichocladiopsis
Lineage: Eukaryota; Fungi; Ascomycota; Sordariomycetes; Xylariales; Microdochiaceae
Product: family 4 glycosyltransferase
Exons: 9
Coding region: 195-2399 (734 amino acids)
Molecular function (GO): glycosyltransferase activity
Source: RefSeq, a predicted model, not a curated record
CCCCUGAUGCACAGACUAUAUCCACAUAUUGUGCCUUUUUGCGUCCCAGAUGGUAUAGAAAUCGCAAGAUCCCCAGCUGAGUCGAAGAACGCCAUAGAUCGCAUCCUCAAGCAUAAAAGGUCGUCACAAAAGUGAUAAUUCACAGCUAGUCUCGCAUUUGGGUUCAAUUAGCACCAAAAGAAUAGCAAAGGAUCAUGCCGACGGCCGUUGACCAUGGCCACGCAAGCCAGCGCAGCUUCUCCAAGCAGUCGGAGCAGCUGCACCGGCGGCUGAGCAAGGUCGAGGAAAAGCACGGCACCUUCUCGAGGUCGCUUACACCCCUCUUUAUGGGCAUUUCGGCCGCCAAAGUCGACGGAAAAGCUGUCAUUGCUCUGGCCGCCCAUGACCAGACCUACCUGGUCGAUUUCACCGUGCAGCACAUUCCUCUCGACGCUGACAACAGCCACAAAUCCGCCAGCAACAACAACAACAUCGACACAAAGGAAAAUAGCAAUGGAGAGACUAAGAACCUGCUCGAGGACGGGACGCAGGACGUCAUUGCCGACUGGAUCGUCACCAACGUGCAGACCUACGAGCGCUCGCACCACGUCAAGUUUGUUGGCGCGGGCGUGCCGGACAAGGUCGCCGACCAACUGAGCCCGACGCUCUGCUCGCGGCUGUGGCUCGAGACGGACAUUGUGCCGCUCGUCCUGAAGAUUGACGGCGACGUUCCGGGCGACUUCUGGGACGCGAAGCACUUGGACGAGCAGGCGGACUCGAUGGCGCGCAAGUGUGUCAUGAACUUCGGUCCGUCCCUGACGCCCCUUCUCCAAGUCGGCUUCCGCGGGCUCGUCAUGACCGACGCCGGUUUCAAGGCUCGUAUGAACCGGCUGCUCGACCACCAGGGGACCAACGGCGAGACGACGUGGCGGGCAGUCAACGUCCUCGCCGACAGGCUCAAGGAGCGCGGCACAAAGAUUGCCUUCUUCAGCGCGACACCCCAGGGCGGAGGCGUGGCGCUCAUGAGGCACGCUCUGGUGCGGUUCUCGAAGCUCAUGGGCGUUGAUCUGCGGUGGUAUGUCCCAAAGCCUCGUCCGGGUGUCUUCAGAAACACCAAGAACAUGCACAACAUCCUCCAGGGCGUGGCGGACAAGGACGACCGGCUGUCCGAGGAGCAGCGCGGAGUCAUCCACGACUGGAUCACAGACAAUGCCGAGCGGUACUGGCUCGCCAAGGACGGCCCGCUGCGGAAGCCAGAGGAAGGAGGGGCUGACAUCAUUGUGAUCGACGACCCGCAGAUGCCCGGCCUGAUCCCGUUGAUCAAGAAGACGACACCCGACCGGCCGGUGCUGUACCGCUCGCACAUCCAGGUGCGCAGCGACCUCGUGGCGCAAAAGGGUAGCCCGCAGAGCGAGGUCUGGGACUAUCUCUGGCACGACAUCCAGCAUGCCGACGCCUUUAUCAGCCAUCCGAUCCCGGAGUUUGUGCCGCAUAAUGUGCCAAGAGACAAGGUCAUGUUUAUGCCGGCGACUACAGACUGGUGCGUGCUGGACGGGCUGAACAAACCCAUGAACGACUGGGAUCGCGGAUACUACGCGAGCAACUACAACCUCCAGUGUCAUGUGCAGGAUAUGACACCGUUGCGUUUCAAAGAGUCCAAGUACAUUGUCCAAGUCGCGCGGUUUGAUCCGGCCAAGGGCAUUGACACCGUCAUCGACGCGUACGCCGAGUUCUGCCGUCUCGCCAAGGAGAAGGACAUCAAGGACAUCCCGCAGCUCGUAGUCACCGGCAACUCGUCCGUGGACGACCCGGACGGCACGCGCGUCUACGACGCCGCCCUGACCCAGAUUGAGACGCACUUCCCGCACCUCGCGACCUCGAUCAGCGUGAUGCGCCUCGACGCCAACGACCAGCUCCUCAACACGCUGAUCGCGGGGGCCCACGUGGUCCUGCAGCUCUCGACGCGCGAAGGGUUCGAGGUAAAAGUGUCCGAGGCGCUGCACGCGGGGCGGCCCGUCAUCGCCACCAGGGCCGGCGGGAUCCCGGUCCAGGUCCAGCACGAGAAGAACGGGUUCCUCGUCGAGCCGGGGGACUACAAGGAGGUUGCGAGGCGGCUGGUGCAGUUGUUUGAGGGUGGCGAUGGCGGAGAGCUGUGGAGGGAGAUGAGCAAGGAGGCGAGGACCGGGGUGAGCGAUGAGGUGAGCACGGUUGGGAAUGCGCUUUGUUGGUAUUACCUCGCCGAUCUGUUUGUGCAUCGUGGAGGGUUGGCAAAUGAUGCUGGUGGUGUCAAUGGUGAAGCAAAGAGCAGGAAGACGGUGUUUAGGGAGAGGUGGGUGAACGAUCUGGCGCGGGAAGAGGCUGGGGUGCCAUACGAGAAAGGGGAGAACCGGUUGCCUCGACAUUUCACAGAGAGGAAGUGAUACGGGACCAGGUUUUGAGCAUUUGGAAUUUCCUCGGUAGACCAAUACACUAGAGCCUCCGAUUCCACCACUAUUGU